This is a messenger RNA of Lymnaea stagnalis (great pond snail), 3360 nucleotides long. The record is from the annotation of a GenBank genome assembly. Lineage: Eukaryota; Metazoa; Mollusca; Gastropoda; Lymnaeidae.
GUUAAUUUAAACAGGCACUAGUAAUACUUAAACAUUUUGAAAAUCCAGUAUGUAAAGCUUUAUUAGUAAAUAAAUUACAAAUGAAUAAAUUCAAAGCUGUUUCGUUUGGAAUCCCUGCUGCUAUUGUUAUUAUUUGCGGUAAGCGCAAUUCAUCCGCCAUUUAGUGUUUCUUUUUUCAACGUUUGUCAAGUUGUAGGUUUUUUAAAUUUAAACACAUAUAAUAAAUUAUUGGCUUGUGACUUAAUUAUUUUAAUUUAGUUAUUAUUAAAUAAGGUGUUAUUCGAUCUCAUCAUCAAUCAAUCACAAUAUUGAAAAUAAUAAUUCAAUUAAUGUGAGUUGUUUAAAAGUAAAGGUUGUAAAAGUAAUUGUCACUACUUUACUUAACUUAACUUUUAAUUUUAACUUUUACAUGACACAUAGAUGAUUAAGAUUAAAUAAAUUAAUUAAUAAAUUCAGUUGAGUUAACUAUUAGUAUUAGUAAACACUAAUUAUUUACUAGCUGUACUAAUUCUACUAACUACUUGUCUAGUAAUUUAUGUGUUUAAAGUAUUACUAUUAGUAAUAGUUAUUUCAUGUAAUAUUUUUCUAUGGAAUUGUAGGCAGAUUUCUAUUAUAAAUUUAAAUUAUUUUAUUUUUUUAUCUGAGUCAGUAAGUUACUGAAAGGUAACUCUGCAAAGAGUGUGACAUUUGUAUGGGGGUCUUGGGCUAUUGGAUGAUGAAUGAAAAAUUUGCCAGGGGUCUCAGAAUCAACUGAUCUCAUGGGUAUUUAAGAGCACUAUUGAAAUAUUUAAGUUUUAAUUUUUGGAAAUUUCCCAGAUGGCUUAAAAUAAUAAUGCCAGUCCUUAAGAGAUAUCAAGUCUAGUGUUGCUCUUUUCAAGAUAUUUUCUAUUUGUGUCAUUCUUACUCAGAAAAGGGUUUCAGCCUACUGAAUUCGAUAAGAAAAUGUUAUUUAGUCAUUAUUUUUUCAUCAUUCUGGUCAACAGCUAUGGUAAUGUCCUAUUCUUUGCACAAACUUCAAGUGUAUACACAUUAUGAGAACUAUGUUAAGUUUCCAACAUUUCAUAAUCAUUCGGAAUCAGAAAGCAUAAACUGGAUUGAACUUGGCAACUAUUUUGGUGGUCCACUCUGGAUUCUUGGAUUAGGGGUAAGAUAAUGUAUUCCGACAAAAGUCCACAAUUAUAAAAAAAAAUGGGGUUUGCAUCUUUUUAAUCUCAGAAUGUUAAAUUUAACUUUCCAAUUAUUGUUUGAAAUAAAUGUAACAUGGUCAUCUUUUUAUUAGCUGUUACAAAUAAGAUCAGUAAGUCUUUGAAAUAUCAACAUUAGUAAGAAAAAAUAAUUUGUAAUUCCUUUUUUACUUUGAUCAAUUUCAGUUUAUUGUUUGUGGAGUCUUGGCAUUCAUUACAGCUAUUCUUCAGAAUACAACCUUGGUAAGAUCGCACUAUAUGCUGAGAUGUAAACUGAACAGACACACACAAAUUAAUUCUUUCUUUUCCAAUAGUAAUUGUCUGUGCACCCAUUUUGUAUGUCUUGUUUUUAAAAGGAUAAAUUCAUUAAAAAAAUGUAGCAUGCCAUAAAUGUUAGAACUGAAACAUUUGUAAAGGGGAAAAUAAACUGAUACAUAUAUCAUUUCAAAAAAAAGAAAAGAAAAAGUAAAUUAACAUGAAGUGUCUAUAUUUUUAAGAUUAUAUUGUUUAUAGAAAAAUUCUUUUUGAGAUAAGGAUUUAUUUUACAAGCUUCUCAUACUUGAUGACCUCAAAAGUCACACAUUGACAUUUUUAUGAUUGUUUCCCAGUACAUGGUUUGCGGCAUUAUCUCGGGCCUCAUGGUCACUAUCACAGGAAUUAUCAUAGGCAGCUCUCUUGUGGCCCAUCCUGUUCUCACCAAUGUGUUCAGUUUGUACCCACAAGCUUGUAACGACACCAACACUAACUGUCAGUGCAAGUGAGCUGUUUUAAUAUGUCUUACUUCAAUGUACUUCAAUGUUAUGAGGGGAAAAAAUUAUUUUGAUUUCAUUGACUAUUUUAGUAAUUUUAGCAGUGGUCUUAACCUCAAAUCAUUCAAAAUGCAGUGCAAUGAUAAAAGUUGGCCAGAGUGGUGCACCACGCUUAUAUAAUAAUAUGUAUGAAAAAUCUCUUUGUGAGCUCCAAGCGAAAGCUUGAAGGGCAACAUGUGGCUCACAGCUGAAAGUUUGAGAUCCCCUUACUUAUACUGUUAAAUUUUUUGUUCUUUAGUUAAGAUUUUCUUUUUAAUUUAAAAUAAUUUAUUCACUAGAUUUCAUUUACAUUUAUAAAAUUUCACCAUAUUAUUUUAAAAGUUGUGUUUUUUCCCCCCACUUAAAAAUAAUCAAUUAGGUAAGGAGUGAUACUAACAAAGGCAAAAUCAUGACUAAAUUGUAUACAUUUAGAAGCAGAGUAUCAUUGCAUACCGAUUCUAUGCCAUGAACCCAGACAAAAAUCUAAAAGUUUAGUGCACAAGAAAAAAAUGCAAAAAAAAAAUUAAUUGGUUGGCUCAACAAAGUAUCAUAAGCCUGAACAAAUAAAGUAAAUAUCUAAAAUGCUAUUCAACAAUAUAAUAAAUUAAAUCAAAUAUUCGUUUUUGGGGUUUUAAUCACAAUAAAUGGCAUGGUUACUUAUUGCCAGUUGUGCUUUUUUUAAAAAAAAAAUUUUUUUAAAGGAUAAUUGAUAACAUAUGAGAUGGCUACUAAAAUUCAUCUACAGUUCAUUUAUUUCAGAGAUGUUAAUAACAGGCAAUAUGUGGAAGUGCCAUUUGCAUCAUGUAGCAGUGUGACAAAUGUUCAUCAUUAUUUGGUUGUAGCAGCGGUCGCCACUACCUUCUGCUUAGUCUUUCUUUUGGUUGAAGUGAUACUGAGCUGCUAUUUUGCCCACAAAGGCCAGGUAAGACCUAGCACAUAGUAGUAAUUAUGUCUCCAUUAUACAUCCAGAUAAAAUAACAUUCCUGGAGAUCCGUUGAACUGGGGAUGAGGACCCUGAACACAUAACCCACCUUGCCAUGUUGAUGACCCAGCCCUGACCAUAAGUCACAGUGGACAGAAAGGAGCAAGACCUAUAUGAGAUAUAGUUGCAGAGAUAUCUUCGGCAAUAAAUUUAAUGCUACGGUUUUAUGUUUAGUUGAACUCAAAUAUUUGAUACAAAUUUGAUAACAACACCCCUGUCCCAACAGGUUCCGUCUAGAGGUGUUGUGUUCCCGUCCGAGCGUGAAGACUGGCGGCCAUAUAAUACCAAAGUGGUGAAGUCUCAUCGUGGAAGCUAUGAGGACCCAAUCACCAUUAGUGCUUCUGUCCUUGCCGUCCCGAUUUCCUCCACCAGUUUAACCAACACUCCCGACACACACGAGUCCGUG